CACAUGCUUGCGAUCAGCUGACCUCACGACGCUUCUCCUUUUGAUGUUCUGCUGACUGCUAUCCACCGUCGACGGACAGAAGCGACAAAUUCAAUAUAUCCCCACGGUUUUGUCGGCAUAAAAGUGAUAUUUUAGCCCCACACUUGCUGCUGGUGGAGCGGGAUUAUCGGCGGAUAGAUGCUGUUGGAGUGGAUGAUGAACGGACACGCUCUUCUGUAUACGGGGGUCACUGUGGCCUUCUGGAGUACCAUCCUAAUCGUCGGUAUCUGCUAUACAAUUUUUGACUUGGGAUUCAGAUUUGAUGUAGCAUGGUUCCUGACAGAGACUUCGCCUUACAUGUGGGCUAACCUGGGCAUUGGCCUGGCUAUAUCCCUGUCAGUGGUGGGUGCUGCCUGGGGCAUCUACAUCACAGGCUCCAGCAUCAUUGGUGGUGGUGUCAAGGCGCCUAGAAUCAAAACUAAGAAUUUAGUCAGCAUCAUCUUCUGUGAAGCUGUAGCAAUUUAUGGAAUUAUUAUGGCUAUUGUCAUCAGCAACAUGGCUGAGAUGUUCAGUGGAACAACCCCAGACACCAUUGGAGCUAAGAACUACCAAGCCGGAUACUCUAUGUUUGGUGCUGGCCUGACUGUUGGCUUCUCAAAUCUGUUCUGUGGAAUCUGUGUGGGCAUCGUGGGCAGUGGAGCUGCUCUGGCUGAUGCUCAGAACCCCAGUCUCUUUGUCAAAAUCCUCAUUGUGGAAAUCUUUGGCAGUGCUAUCGGCCUGUUUGGUGUGAUUGUAGCCAUUCUGCAGACAUCAAAAGUAAAGAUGGGAGACUAAAAAUGUCUGUAUCUUCAGAAGAAGAAUUUGCUGGAAAACAAGAUGGAUUAUUGUGUAAAUACAUCGUAAAUUAUUUAAGUGUCUCUAUUUGCCUGUUUUUAACUUGUCAUUCACAACAAAUGACCCGUGUAAGUCCUACUCCUCCUGCAUUUGAUUACCAUGAAUGUUUAAAGAGAGAAAACACUUGUAAUGGCUACUCGUACUAUAGACCAGCAGCAGUUUCUUCCACUAAAUUGUGAAUGAGAAGUUAAAAACAUGAGUAUUUGAACAUAUUGGUGUGUAUGUGUGUAUGUAUGAUGCACUUGUCUCUCAUUUUCUCUCCACUGAAGCAUGGGGUUGUCAAAAUGUGUUUACUUUAGCCUGGUCUGUCACGUAUUUUUCUUUUCUUUGUUUCUUAUAAGCCAGUGGUCCUUAAUCAACAAAGUGUCCCAGUUACAGUAUUUGCCUGACACAGCAGAACGAAGGUUAUUUAAUGUUAUUUUGAGAAAGGAAAAUUCAGAUCACAGCGGUACUUCUAAUCCAAAUGUGUCAUCUAUUUCUAUCAUCACUUACAUUCCUACUUCCAAGAUUUUAAGAUUUGCAUUCAAAACCCUUAAGCAUCUUCUAAAAAUAGCUGCUCAAACUGUGUUCAAUACAAAGUUAUACAGAUAAAAAUCAUGCAUUCUUACACAUAUCUGACCUGCUUGUGUCCAUGGAGAUGGAUAAGUUCAUUGCCAUACUGUGGAACAUUCUAGGCAAGCAAUGACGUCACUUUACAGGCAAGCAGGUGUCAAACAGGCUUCAAAUCUAACUUUAUUUUUGUCAAUACAUUGUCUUAUCUUUUCCAUACAUUCCUAAAUGUGUGAACGCACUGAAACUGUGUGGGUGAUGUGCAAUUCUACUCUUGUUUUACAUGAUUAAAAGCCAUUUUUGUGUGGUCUGUAGUUCUGAUGUGAACGGGUUCAAACGGGCACUUCAUGCAACUAUAUAAUUUAUUGUUCCAUAGUAUGAUCUCAGUGUCAUUUUGUCAUCACAUUUUGACAGACUAUGGUUGUGAAUGAAACUUUAUUUUUGUCAAUUCACUUAUUCUUGUAGUAGAUUUAUUGAAAGUGUGAAAAAAAGUUGAGUUAAUGACCUGGGCCUUAGAGAAGAUAUUUGAUGACCAUUGAUAAACCAGGCUGUAUCCAACCCUUGGCUUUCGGUGACUGUAGUUGGACCUGUGUGUAUGUUCAUGUUGAUGUGAUGGUGAUCUGACAAUAACCUUGUUUUUGACAUUGUGAAAAAUAACAAUCUCCCUGUACAUGUCUGUAAGAAAAUAAAAUAUUGAAAAAAAUA
This is a messenger RNA of Boleophthalmus pectinirostris (great blue-spotted mudskipper), 2127 nucleotides long. RefSeq names its product ATPase H+ transporting V0 subunit b (gene atp6v0b). Gene Ontology annotation, molecular function: proton-transporting ATPase activity, rotational mechanism. NCBI's taxonomy places the organism in Eukaryota, Metazoa, Chordata, Actinopteri, Gobiiformes, Gobiidae. Gene Ontology annotation, cellular component: proton-transporting V-type ATPase, V0 domain. The transcript has 8 exons. Gene Ontology annotation, biological process: proton transmembrane transport. The coding region runs from base 178 to 813 and encodes 211 amino acids. The record is from RefSeq and is a predicted model, not a curated record.